This is a messenger RNA of Aureobasidium vineae, 999 nucleotides long. The record is from the annotation of a GenBank genome assembly. Lineage: Eukaryota; Fungi; Ascomycota; Dothideomycetes; Dothideales; Saccotheciaceae.
AUGGACUACACAACCUACCAACAACCGCACGCGCAUACCCACAACGCAUACGCGCCCACUCACAACGGUCAAUCUGGUCCGCCAGUGACCUCNCCCACUCAACAAAAUCAGGUCUCUCCCAUCAUGUCACAACAAAACCAUGCCUACGGCCAACAACCAGGCUCCAGCGUUGGACCUCACCAGGUCAUGCCAAUGUAUCAGCAAGGCUAUUCAGUCCAAGGCAUGCAUUACGGCAUGGGCGCAAACCAGAUGUCUCCUACACAAGCCGCCGCGAUGGCCACGGCAGCUGCCUCAGGCAAUUACAACUAUAUGCCAGAAGCUAUGCAACCACUAGCACAAGACCCGAGACAAUCACCACGCAUGGGACAAUCUGUCAAGAGUGAACAGAGACAGACACCAAGGUCGCCAUCACAAAGUCACAUGAACGUCAACGUAAGUAUGGCUGGUCAGNNAAUGGUCAUGCCUGCUCCUCAGGCAAUCCCCCAACAAAUGGUUGCACGCCGUAUGAGUCAGGCAGUUCAGCCUCCUCAGCCUGUUAUGCAGCAACAACGACGCGCAUCAGUUGCGCCUCAGAUGGUCCAACAGGUCGUUCAACAGCACUCGUCACCAGAGGCUGCUAAUGGCGGAAGCACCGAAGAGUCACCUCUUUACGUCAACGCGAAACAAUUUCACCGAAUUCUCAAGAGACGUUUGGCCAGACAAAAACUCGAGGAACAACUGCGCCUCACGAGUAAGGGCAGAAAGCCCUACUUGCACGAGUCUCGUCACAACCAUGCCAUGCGAAGACCGCGUGGUCCAGGAGGGCGCUUCCUCACAGCCGAGGAAGUGGCCGCUCUUGAUGCUGAAGCUGCAAAGAAUGGUGGUGUGGAGCCGCAGCAACCUACCAACGGAACCAAGCGCAAGUCUGGAGACAGUCAAUCUUCACCUUCNAAAAAGUCACGCACACAAUCAAAUGCCAGAAGCAUGACAUCCGAAGAAGACGGCAUCGACGAAGGAUAG